AUGAAGGCCUCUCUCUGGUCCUUGACCUACAUCUUUGCUGGUCUUCUCCUACGUGCAGGUCUGCUCCUCUGGGGUCAACAUCAGGACGCAACACACGCCUUGCCAUACACCGAUGUCGACUACUUCGUCUUUAGCGAUGCUGCCAAGCAUGUUGUCGACGCCUGUCCACUGUCACGGACGGUCGGACGCUCUGACUACGAGUCGGACGCCGACCUUUUGGACCGCAACGACGUUCACUGCGCCAGAGGCAUCCUCCCCGCUGCGGCGCGAUUCUUGCUCAAGAACGACCCCAACAGUCACAAGCCGGCGGAUGGCUUGAAACCCGACGAGUCGGAUAGCAUGUACUUCUGGGCCAAGCGAUGCUACCAGCUCGCUAGACCGGCUUUCAAUCUGAUGGCUACCGUCGGAGAUCCAUACGCGAGGCCCACAUAUCGUUAUACACCCUUCCUGGCAGCCGUCUUGUCACCGAUUCAUCUGUUCGGAUGGACCAACUUUGGCAAGUACGUCUUUGCCGCGUCGGAUCUGCUCUGCGCUGUCCUCAUGUGGUUGAUCCUGGACGGACGACGCCCGCAAGGAUCUUACGCUGGAGCGUAUGUCCACCUCCCUGGAUUGCUGUGGAUUCUCAACCCAAUGGUCGCUCAGAUCUCGACUCGCGGCUCGUCAGAGGCACUCGUCGGCCUCUUCGUCCUCUCCUUCCUUUACUUUUUCCUCAAAGCCAACCCAGAGGCGCCGCUCGGUCUGCGUGCCAAGUAUUUGCCAGCCUACUCCGCGCAAGCGUCAGCCAACGGCGAUGACGACUCCAAGCUCAAACCACCCGUCGCAGCAGAGCAAGCUGUCAAGGAAGUUCCGACCUACGAAGCCGUCCCACCCGAGAGCGCAUUCCACGUGCUCGACUGGUCGCUCGACGCGUACAUGGCGCCGGUGCUGCUCGGCCUCGCCACGCAUCUCAAGCUCUUCCCUGUCAUCUACGGCAUUCCCGUCCUGGCCCACCUGCACCGCUCCACGGUCCAAGCCUACUCUCCUGAGCGACGCAAGACCCUCCCGCUCUGGACGAAGCAUGCAGCAGGCUUGCAGUUCGGCUUUGUGGCAUUCUACGCCUUUAUGGCGGCCAACCUGGUUGCCUGGCUCAUCUGGGGCUCGCCGUUCCUCGAGCACACCUUCCUCUACCACCUCCACCGCGCGGAUCAUCGCCACAACUUUAGCCCGUACUUCCUCGGCACGUAUCUUUCGCUCUUCACCGCCCCGGCGUCCGCGUCGACACUCGAAGCGCGCAUCCUCGCAUCGCCGCUGCUCAGCUUCCUUCCUCAGCUUCUUGUGGUGGGACUGCUCGGGUACCACCUCGGCAAGCGCGAUGUGGUGGCAGCAAUGACCGCACAGACAAUCGCCUUCGUCGCCUUCAACAAGGUCUGCACGAGUCAGUACUUUUUGUGGUUCCUCUGGCUGCUCCCGCUCGUAUGGCCCAGUCUCAAGGUGGGCAGAGUCGAGACGGGCGUCGCGCUCGCAGCGUGGGUGGGCGCACAAGCGCUGUGGCUUUCACAGGCGUAUCAGUUGGAGUUCGGCGCCAAACAAGUGUUCGCCAGGGUCUGGGCAUCAGGUCUGGUGCUAGUUGGCGUGCACGCAGGAUUGCUAGUUUGGUUUUUGUCGUCGUGGACUAGAUACAGGGUCGAGGUGCAGAAGCACGGGUUGAGGGCAAGGAACGGGGGGCUGGAGAAGACUUUCAAGUCGCAGUGA
Kalmanozyma brasiliensis GHG001 is the source of this 1731-nucleotide messenger RNA. RefSeq names its product Mannosyltransferase, DXD. Gene Ontology annotation, molecular function: alpha-1,4-mannosyltransferase activity; GPI mannosyltransferase activity. The record is from RefSeq and is a predicted model, not a curated record. Gene Ontology annotation, cellular component: glycosylphosphatidylinositol-mannosyltransferase I complex; membrane. Gene Ontology annotation, biological process: GPI anchor biosynthetic process. The transcript has a single exon. NCBI's taxonomy places the organism in Eukaryota, Fungi, Basidiomycota, Ustilaginomycetes, Ustilaginales. Bases 1 to 1731 code for a protein of 576 amino acids.